AUGCCGCUCCAAACUAGAAAGCCAAAAAAGGAUGGAAGAAAGAGAACAUACUCGUUGGUGUCGAACACUACAAACACACAGGCUGGUCCUGUCACAAGUCCUAAAACUGUCGCGAAAAGUUCGCCUUCACAACAACCCAACGGAUCGAGAGAAGCCCUAAAUGCGCCUGCCGUUCCAGAGAACCAACCACAGAAACCCGCAGAGCCGGCGAAGAAGUUGCCUAAUGUGUUUGAGUUCCUAGAAGAGAACGAGGAAUCGUCUUCAGACUCAUCAUCGGCAUCCUCGUCGGAGUCGGAGUCUGAAUCCGAAUCCGACGAGGAGCUGGACCCUAUACAAACCACCAAGAUCCAGUCUCCCAAGCCACGGGCAAAUACUGUGCCGCACGGCGUGUUGGUCGCAGGCGGCAACAUACCUCCGAAGAAAGUUGCCCAAUCAGCUCCAGUGGUAUCCAAAAGUCCAAAAGAACCACUCAAGCCCGCACCGCGGCCCGCGCCUUCCACAGACAACCAGCUAGUCACCCGGAAGAGACAACCCACCAGAAAGCCGAGCCCGAUCUCGACUGCAAACAUCUCACCAGGAAAAGGCCAACUGGAAUUGUCCCGACCAUCGACCUACCAUGACUCAUCAAGAGAUAGCGGUGCUGUCCACAGACCACCGCUGCCACCAUCUCCCCCAAGAAGCCCAGAAGAUAGUCUUCACCGUACACCGACAAAGAGACGAGACCCCCAUGCAUUGCAAGAGCCAUCAGGAUACGGUCUUCUAGCUUCGCACCUAACCAAGUCCACCUCAGAAGAGAGCGGGAGCUUUCCUCCGCUAUACCGACGCUUCGAGACCGUUAACCACCGCGUUCUUCUCCACCUCCAAGACGAGAUUUCCCAAAUGGAAGAAGAUCUCCACCUGCUAGAUGAAUAUGAAGAAAUGCAUCGAGUCGACAUCGCCGAGCAGGAAGGCACAAAGCCAUUACCUGCGUCACGUCGGCGAGACGCCCAGUCACAGGCGUACUCAUCUUUACAUUACCGUCGAAUGGAUCUGAUGAGUGUUUUGAUCCAAAAGACCGAACAAUACAACAACGCCCUCAGCGCCUAUAGCAAAGUCCUACAGACCCUCCCGCGAGCCUCGGAACAGGACAUCACGGGGUAUCGCACCUGGAUGAGAGAGAACAAACCCGUCGCUGGUGUCGAGACACGGUUCCUAAUUCACGACGCGGAUCUAGUCGCCCUCACCCCGCGACUGGCUGCGUCUGCCGCCGCCGCACCCGUCUACGUCGCCAUUAUUAUAGCGUCUGGCGCGCUCCUGCUACCAUUGUUGGCAUUCAGCCUUAUUGCGGAAUUCUCCGGCCGUCUUGUCGUCGUGACGGUUGUUGGUGGCGCCGCGGCGGCUAUUGCGGCGAAUUACUCGGCUGGUAUUGAUACGCUGGUCGACUCGAGGGAUGGUUGGCGCUGUGCUACGAUAUACUUCGGUUUCAUGACUACUGCUGCUAUGUUCAUUCCAUAG
This is a messenger RNA of Penicillium hordei, 1494 nucleotides long. RefSeq lists its product as uncharacterized. NCBI's taxonomy places the organism in Eukaryota, Fungi, Ascomycota, Eurotiomycetes, Eurotiales, Aspergillaceae. The record is from RefSeq and is a predicted model, not a curated record. The coding region runs from base 1 to 1494 and encodes 497 amino acids. The transcript is spliced from 3 exons.